Pocillopora verrucosa is the source of this 2849-nucleotide messenger RNA. Its product is annotated as adenosine 3'-phospho 5'-phosphosulfate transporter 2. NCBI's taxonomy places the organism in Eukaryota, Metazoa, Cnidaria, Anthozoa, Scleractinia, Pocilloporidae. Gene Ontology annotation, cellular component: endoplasmic reticulum membrane; Golgi membrane. The record is from RefSeq and is a predicted model, not a curated record. Gene Ontology annotation, molecular function: 3'-phosphoadenosine 5'-phosphosulfate transmembrane transporter activity. Gene Ontology annotation, biological process: transmembrane transport.
ACGUCUGAUUUUCUACGAUUAAUGUCAGUAGAAUAUAUUUCAAUUAAUUUGUCAUCGGUACUGAGCACAGAAAGAUGUUACCGGUGAUCUUUGCACUGAGCUAAACUAGAUGUCGAGAAACGACUUUCGUCCUAAGACGUUGAAAUUUGCGAGAAAUAAUCCAACUUUGAGAAGUCUGAUGGCUGACUCUCAGAAGUUGAAGCUCAAUCGCUCCAUAAUAUCGAUUUCUAAUGGUGGGAGCGGAGGAAGUUCAGACGGCCGCAAAGAGCUUGUUGUCCUGGGAAUCGCUCUAGAUUCACUUCCGAAGUCAGCCCAGUUCUUUGUUUGUUGUGGUGGAGUUUUCGUAUUUUAUCUGAUAUAUGGAUAUGUUCAGGAAUGGAUCUUUAGAACAGGAAUGAAACCAUUUGGUUGGUAUCUCACUCUUGUCCAGUUUGCUUGGUAUUCAAUAUUUGGAAUAUUUGAAACCAGCUUUAAAAAAGACAAAACAAGAAAAAUUCCUCUGAAGACAUAUUCACUUUUAGCAUUCUUGACUGUGGCCACAAUGGGACUCUCUAAUACAUCUCUUAGCUAUUUAAAUUAUCCUACACAGGUCAUUUUUAAAUGUUGUAAGUUAAUUCCAGUGAUGAUCGGAGGCAUUAUUAUACAAGGAAAAUCCUACAGACUCCUUGAUUUUCUGGCUUGCCUGAGUAUGAGCAUUGGCUUAAUACUCUUCACCUUAGCAGACAGCACUGUCCAACCAGAGUUCAACCAUACUGGGGUAGUUUUGAUCUCAAUGGCCCUGUGCGCUGAUGCUGUUAUUGGGAAUGUACAAGAGAAGGCCAUGAAGGCACACAAGAGCUCAAACACAGAAGUGGUAUUGUAUUCUUACAGUAUUGGAUUUGUUUAUAUUUUCGUUGGUUUGAUAUUUUCUGGCGGGCUUGGACCAGCAUUCAAAUUUUGUGCACAGAAUCCGUUCCAAGCCUACGGAUUAUCAUUCCUCUUCUCAAUCUCUGGAUAUCUAGGAAUAACAUUUGUCUUAACUCUUAUAAAAGCGUUCGGUGCUCUUCUCGCUGUUACAGUGACGACUGGCCGGAAAGCUGUGACGAUGGUAUUAUCUUUCAUAUUCUUCGCAAAACCAUUCACGAUUCACUACGUUUGGUCUGGUUUCAUAGUUCUUCUUGGGAUUUUUCUGAAUGUUUAUAGUAAAAAUGAAACACGAAUCAACGCAUGGCUUGCUCAAAAUGGAUCGCAGUAUUUAAAGUUGUUCUUACGAAGACAAAAGGGAACUCCUUUUAUGGAAAACGUUUGAUAUGAGAUGAGAAGUUCUAUUUAUCAUGGCGCAAGGGAGUUAUGCCAGGAUAUUGAGAUGUCUUUUUGCGGUGUGGAAAAAUUUCCUGAAACUGGAAAGAUAUUACGAAAUAUUAGUUUGGUGAGAUAGAAAAGUACAGAAGAGGCAAGAAUAAAAAACGGGGGAAUAAGGAUUGUUUAGGAUGGAGAAGAUUUAGACGGAUUGAAGAUUAUGAACUUGAAAAUUUCAGGGCAAAUAUUUCAAGAUGCGUAAACUAUGAACUUGUCUCAAAAGGGGUUGUCUCUAUUAAAGCAAAUAUCUCGCUGAUGCAGAGAGUUUUCGAAAGUCUCGAUAUCUCUCCACAGAGUGCUCUGCAUAUUUUGCUCUGCUUCUAACAGUCAAAGCUUUUCCAUUUCCUCGCCUGUAGACUGCUAGGAAUCUGCUUUUCUCUUGAUGAAUGGAGCGAGAGACUAAGUCGAGGAAAGAUUGGGCACCAGGCCUUAGUUGUUCAAACGGUGGAUAUAACGCUAUCUACUGGCUAAAGUACCAUCCAGCGGAUAGCAUGCUUUGUUUUGUAAACGCUUAACCGCUGAAUGGUUUUAUCCAGCCUUAAAACAAGCUGGGCCAGAUCGACUAGAGAGGCUGUUUCGCGACCCAAUCUUUUCUCGUUCAAACGUCAGUUGUCAAUUUGCCUAUCGUCGGUGCUUUUGGGUUCAUACGAUGAUAGACAGACAACGAGUUCACUUCUAGCUCAGGGGAAGGAUGUACAAUUUACGCUUUUAGAGAGGUGUUUUCUUGAAAAUUAGUUUUAAAUAUUAAAGCUACACAAAUAUUGGAUCACUUAUCUCAUCUGAGCAAUUGCGCACCUACCCCUUCCUUAACCCAACUUCAAUUCUAACCAGUUGUCAGUUUACUGUUGUUGGGGGGGAGGAGAGUGGGGGUGGGGUGUAGGUACGUUGUUGCUCAGAUACUGACAGCGACUUGAAAUCUUUACAUGAAAAUUGGGAAAAACUAAUCAUUUGAAACAUCGUAAAUUAUGGUUUUGAAAAGAGGGCCGUGAUGUGAUCAAUCUUUAUUUAUUACAUUUUUUGGAUUUGUUCAUGAAGUUGACCUUUUGAGCUUGUCACGAAAAGCUAUUUCCUCAAAAAAAAAAAUGAAAUAUCGAGAGAGAGGCCUUAAUCUCUUCGCUCUCAUCGUCAGUAAUGUCCGAUUUCAGCAAAUUUGUUUGAUAUGAUAUUUAUAGAUUAUUUCAUGGGGAGGGUACGCGUACGGUAUUUUCGCAUGAGUUAGUAUUUUCGCUCAAAAUAGUAAACUAAGAGAUGCGACUAUUUUUUCAUUAUAGAGAAAUAUUUGGUUGAAAGAUUUAAGUACUUUGAUAUAUGAACGAUAUUCUUUGUCCCUGCGUAAUACUUUCAUGGUACUAAUGAUUUUCCUUCUCCAUCUCUGCUUUCUUUGGUGGAAAGCAUUUAUGAUCGGUUGUAUCGUGGGAAGUAAUGAGUUUUAUGUGUGUUUUUUUUAGGGUGGUUUUACCCCCGUUGUGUCCUUUGCUGUAUGAAAAAAUAAAGGCGGAAAUUUAAUUUGA